AUGUUCCCGUCGCGUGUGGUGCCGAGCGGAUCAAGCAGAAAGGACACCCGCGUGUGCCAGCGAUGUGAACGUCCAGGGCAUGCGAUCUACGAAUGCAGAAACCCGAGGCCCUAUAAAAAACGACCCACGCGUACGCAAGUGCUUAUGAAUCCAUCACUGGCGGUGCCACGGCCUCUUGAAAAGGCACCUGAGCCGGUCCGUGGACAUGGAGUAGCAGACCAGAUUCUGGCAGAGCGAGAAAAUGAUCGAAAAGUGCGCUCGCCUUCUGUGACGUUAUCAGAUGACAAUGACUCGCACGGGACUCAGUCAGCGUCCUGUAGCACAUGCUCUUCACCACAUCAUCCUUCAUCUUGCAGUACGUGUUCAUCGAAACAUGAUGCGACGCCACUCAGACGCACACCUUCACCAGAACCUAUACGACGCACAUACCAUAUGGACCAGUAG
This is a messenger RNA of Malassezia restricta, 444 nucleotides long. RefSeq lists its product as uncharacterized. Gene Ontology annotation, molecular function: zinc ion binding; nucleic acid binding. Bases 1 to 444 code for a protein of 147 amino acids. The transcript is spliced from 2 exons. Lineage: Eukaryota; Fungi; Basidiomycota; Malasseziomycetes; Malasseziales; Malasseziaceae. The record is from RefSeq and is a predicted model, not a curated record.